UAAGUAGUAAGAUCUUCCAACUCUAUCAGAUUCAGUUACUUAUAUAGGUAUAUUGAAUAUUGGAUAUAUAGCUUUAACGAACUUGGUGUGUAUAUAUACAAGUAAUGAACGUGAAGAAGCGCAGUUCAGCGUUGAACGUUCAUAAAUCCAAUAAAAAUGUGGCGAUUUCUUGUACUCGGUUUUUUGACAGUAGCUGUGACAGGUCAAUUUCAGGCCCAACCAUCCGGUAGAAUUUUAGAACCCCCAAUUCCUCCACUUUGUGCUCAAAGAACUAUCCAUGAGAGAUUCAAUGGAAAAGGAUAUUAUUAUUCUUGGGCAGAUCCUAGAACAGCAGGCCAAGAAUUAGAUUGGUUAUCUGGAAGAAAUUUUUGCAGACAGCGAUGCAUGGAUCUAGUUUCAUUGGAGACUUCUACCGAAAAUGAAUUUAUUAAAAGCCGAAUUGUCCAAAAUAAAGUUAAAUAUAUCUGGACUUCUGGUCGACUAUGCGACUUCAAAGGUUGCGAUCGGCCCGAUCUUCAACCAUUAAACGUUAACGGUUGGUUUUGGACUGCUGAAUUACAAAAACUUGCACCCACAACUGAUCGCAGUCAAAACGAUUGGUCUGAAAGCGGAGGUAUCGGUAAACCUCAGCCGGAUAAUCGUGAAGCAAUCCAAAACGGAGCACCUGAAAAUUGUCUGGCAGUACUUAAUCAAUUUUACAACGACGGAGUUAAUUGGCAUGAUGUUGCUUGUCAUCACAAAAAGCCAUGGGUGUGUGAAGAAAAUGAUUCGCUUCUCAAAUACGUUAGAUACACUAAUCCUAAUUUGAGAGUGUAAUUUUUCCAGAAAAAUUAUAAAUACAUAUUUAUAAACAUAUUUAUACGUUAACAAUUAAACAGUUGAUUUAUGGGAAGCAACCAUUAGAAAAAAAAACUGUAUUUAUUUUAUUUUGUUUGUUUUUCUUCAUUAUACUAAUUCUGUAUAUUUUGACGAUUAAAUUAAAACUUUGAUGUAUGAUUAUAAAAACAAAAUAAAUAACGGUAAUUAUUUUUUA
Cotesia congregata is the source of this 1033-nucleotide messenger RNA. Lineage: Eukaryota; Metazoa; Arthropoda; Insecta; Hymenoptera; Braconidae. The record is from the annotation of a GenBank genome assembly.